Messenger RNA from Diaporthe amygdali, 1047 nucleotides. RefSeq lists its product as uncharacterized. Gene Ontology annotation, molecular function: protein binding. The record is from RefSeq and is a predicted model, not a curated record. Bases 1 to 1047 code for a protein of 348 amino acids. The transcript has 3 exons. Lineage: Eukaryota; Fungi; Ascomycota; Sordariomycetes; Diaporthales; Diaporthaceae.
AUGCCACCCAAACGCGCUGCCAGGAUUGAGUCGCGAGAUGCACAGCCAUCGCAAAUCUCUCGCUCACCAUCUCACAACAACCGAGCGGUGACACCAGUGCCCGACGCGGUCGAUGCGAGACACGACCAGCCAAUCUCGAUCCUCUCAGCCCCGGUCUAUCAGCAUCUACUGGCACAGUACUAUCGAAACGGCGAGUACUCAGACCUCGAGGUUGUCUCCAACGGCGUUGUGCUCUCAGUUCACAGGAUCGUUGUCUGCUCAGAAUCACCUGUGUUGAAGGACAAGUGCAGUAACCUAGGUCGCGACCAACGCUUGGAGCUGCACCAAUAUGAUACCGAAACACUGGACCGUGUCCUAGAUUUCUGCUAUCGCCGUACGUACUCGGAUGGCGAAUACCCAGACAACACAGCGCCAUUUCCUCUUACCAUGACCGCCGGCGAUGUGAACGACGCUCUCGAAAAGCCGCUCGUUGUUCUGAAUGACAUAGAAGAUACUGAAUGGAUGGGACUUGAUCCUCAGUGCGAGGUCUUCGACGAGGAGGGGCAGGACGGGCGCGAGGACGAGGAAGACAAUGGAUAUCUGCCAUCCCCCUGCGAAAUCGACCACCCCUGUGAUGAUGUCGAGUCUUUAGACGAAGAAGAGCUUCCCGCCAACAUGCCUUCAGACUCCCAGGGGGAAGAGGAGACUCCGCAGCCUCCAUAUGCGAUCAGCCUCUUUGCCAACUUCAACGUGUACAUCGCAGCAAAGGAACUUCAAAUUCCAGCCCUCCAGCUUCUCGCCCGCUUACGUUUUACACACUCUCUGCGCUCUCAUUGGGCUCGGUUUGCGGACCUCCCGACUUUGAUUGAGCAGGUCUAUCUACGUACGGAUAGCAGCGAGCCACUGCGCGCGUUGAUCAGCCAAAUGGUGGCUGCUGAAUACGGGACAGGAUAUUCAGUGGCUUCCGAGGAUGGUAUCAGGGCGCUUAUGGCCAGAAACGGCGAAUUUGCCAGAGACGUGCUGGACACAACACUUCGAUUGCGAAGAAGAUGGGCAGAUUCGGAAUGA